Messenger RNA from Belonocnema kinseyi, 870 nucleotides. RefSeq names its product putative nuclease HARBI1. Lineage: Eukaryota; Metazoa; Arthropoda; Insecta; Hymenoptera; Cynipidae. The record is from RefSeq and is a predicted model, not a curated record. Bases 1 to 870 code for a protein of 289 amino acids. The transcript has 5 exons.
AUGCGUGUUAUCUGUGUAGAUAUACAUAGAGAAAAGGAAGCUCUCAGUGACAUUUUAAUAUCAUCUGAUGAUGAAAAUGAUAUCUUCAUUGACAGAAGACCACGAGUAAUUAAGGAACGCAUAAAUUAUUUCGAAACACUGGAUGAUUUGGAUUUCAUCAUGCGAUUUCGAUUAUCAAAGAACAGUGUAGAAGAGCUGCUGCUCGAAAUCGAACACGAUUUACAACAAGCUACACAACGAAACCAUGCAAUUCAACAUAGGAUACAAUUACUCCUUACUCUGCGUUACUAUGCCACUGGUUCGUUUUUAAUUUCUGCUGGAGACUUUUCCGGAGUUAGUAAAACCAGUACUCACCGAAUUGCACAUCGAGUCACUGCAGCUAUUGCUAGGCUAGCUCGUCGUGAUAUAAAAUUACCUACUUCGGCAGAAGAAAGAGCAGUUGCACAAGUGGAUUUUUAUGCAACAGCUCGUUUUCCCAGAGUUAUUUCGGCAUUAGAUUGUACACAUGUGAAAGUUCAAUCUUUUAGUGGAAAUGAUGCAGAAGUGUUUAGAAACAGGAAAGGAUACUUUUCCAUAAACGGAAUAAUCUUAGCAGAUGGAGGUUAUGCACUGAAACCAUACCUCAUAACACCGAUACAAAAUCUUCAAACCCCCGCUGAAAUAUUGUUUAACGAGUCUCAGAUUAGAACUCGGAAAAAUAUUGAGCGCACCUUCGGGUUUUGGAAGCGCAGAUUUCCCUGUUUAGUGGCAGGAAUGCGCUUUUCAGUUUCUCAUGUCCUACCGGUGAUAGUAGCAACAGCCGUUUUACAUAAUAAAGCACGUAUGGCUGCUGAAACAAUGCCUCCCGACGAUCCACUUCUGAAUAUAUAG